This is a messenger RNA of Corylus avellana, 3480 nucleotides long. RefSeq names its product S-adenosyl-L-methionine-dependent methyltransferases superfamily protein. NCBI's taxonomy places the organism in Eukaryota, Viridiplantae, Streptophyta, Magnoliopsida, Fagales, Betulaceae. The record is from RefSeq and is a predicted model, not a curated record.
AACAACUCGAUAGCCAUGGACCCAGCCACCUUCGAAACCUUAACCCCAUCUCGCUUCAUCACUUUCACCUUCCCUCACCCCUUACGCCCCACCUCCCUUCUCCGAGUCGCCGUCCUCGACUCACAGCUCCAACCCCCCGACUCACCCCGAGUCGCCGCCAUGUUCGUCCCCGAGCACCGCGAACCGGACUGGAUCUUCUCCACCGAGUCGGGUCACCUCCAGCUCCUCCUCAGCGCUCCCGGCGUUUCACGCCUAAUCCUCGUCGGAAACCCACCCGUCAACGAUCAUUGUUUGCCAACGAUUUUCCGCCGCCCGAUCAACAACAGUCCCCACGGCCUCGAGGUGAGCUUGAAACCUCUUUUGCUUGCGUUGUCUCCUAAAUCUUUGUUCAAAAAUGGAAUUCCUGAGAUACCCAUUUUGAGAUACGAGGAUAAUGUGGUUUGUAGUGUGGUAUUAGAGCAUUGUGUUGGGUCUUUCGCGGGUGAAAUGUUGGUUGAGGAUGUGGAAAUUGAGAGUGGUAGUAGUGAGAUGGGUGAGUGUUCGAAGAGGGAGUUUCGGAGGCGAUUGAGGUUCAAGAGGAUGCCAAAUUUGAUUCAGACUGAGAUACGUGUUGUUCCAGAGGAAGAUUUUGGUUCUGAUCAUGUGGGAGUUGGAAAGGUUGAUUUCAAACCGGAUAUUGAUGUUUUGGUGCAUCCUUAUCUGGCGCCAAUGGUGGCCGGUCUUUCUUCGAUCAGUAGUUGUAUUGAGGAACGGAUUCGAAGUGGAUUUAGGCCGAAAGCGUUGUGUAUUGGUGUGGGGGGUGGGGCUUUGCUUGCUUUUCUGAAAUCCCAAUUGGGUUUUGAGGUCGUGGGGGUGGAGGCUGAUGAAGAGGUUUUGAGGGUUGCACGGCGGUUUUUUGCUUUGGAUGGUAAUGAUUCUAUCCGGGUUAUUGUUGGAGAUGCAAUAAAUGUUAUAGAGAAACUUGCAUAUCGUGCAAAUGGGCACAAUUUGUGUUCUUUUGGUGUUAAUGAGGCAGAGAAUGGUAAUUGCUUGUAUGAUAGCAAUGAUAUCAAUAACAAAUUUGAUGCUAUUAUGGUCGAUUUGGAUUCGAGCGAUGCAAGUAGUGGUACAGUUGCUCCACCUUUGGAAUUUGUAAGGAAGCAUGUUCUUUUGGCUGCUAAAUUGGUUCUUUGUGAUUUUGGUGUUCUCGCUAUAAAUGUCAUUUCUCCAAAUAGGUCUUUCUAUGAGAAAUUGAUACAUGAUUUGCGGGAGGUUUUUCAUGAUCUGUACGAGAUAGACAUAGGAAAUGGGGAGAAUUUUGUUCUAGUUGCCACAAUGUCAGCUACUAUGUCUUCCAUUAGUGAUUGUGAUAAUUCUUUUCUAAUUAGACUGAGAUUGGUUGUUUCAGGAGUAUACAUGGAUUCCCUAAGGAAGAUUUGAGACAAAGUGGUCCAUGGAAGUUGAGGAAUAUAAUUUUUCGAUGUUGACUCUGUUAUUUUUAGGUUUGCAAAUCCUUAGGGAAUAUGAAAAAAAGAAAAAUUAUGUACAAACUCUUUCUUUUACACUCCAAGCAUUUACUCCAUAAUGUGGCAGCAUUUACUCCAUAAUGCGGCAGUUGCAGAAAGAGAGUAAGGGGAUGGGGCCGGAUGGGAUUAAAAAAUAUUGUGGUGGAAAGAUGAUGUGGCAACUGUCACAUUAGGUAGUAAACACUCAGGAGUGUAAAAUAGAGAGUUUGUAUAGCAUUUAUCUUGACAAAAAACCAGAGCUUUGCCCCCGAACCCGGUUCCAAAUGAUUUGCCAUGUUAAUAAGCCUUGUUAGUGCCGUGGGAUGAUGAUGAGAAUAGAAAUCAGUAAAAAGACCGAAAAGAAGAAAUGGCAGUAGAAAUUUUAAGAAUUAUGGUUCAAUGAAUGAAUAUAUUGUAGAACCACAAGGGGACCUGCUGUAUGGGGAAAAUUGAUAUAUACUCCCUUCAAGAUACUCAUCAGAAAGACAAAAGAUACUCUGGAGUUACCUUCAUUCCUGUGGCUUUAGUAGGAAGAAAAUUAUGGUCGCCAGGCACACAGAGAUUGAUGAUUUGAAGGAUUUGGAAGGAACGGUGAUCUUCCGAAGCCUUUUGAGGCCGUUUAAGGCACUUCUGUCUGUAUUUUAGUUGGCUGGAGAAAUGUACCAGAUCCCAUGAGAGUCUUUCAAGCUAAGCUCAGUUUCAUCAUAUCUUUGUUUCUUCAAGUUAUUAUUAUUUAUCUAUGUUUCUUUCAAGCUAAGCUCAGUUUAUGUGGAAUGAUGUGAUUGAGAAGAUAGAGCAUCAAAUGGCAGGUUGGAAGAGGAUGUACCUUUCUAAAGGAGGCCGUUUAACUCUCAUCAAGAGUACGCUGUCUAAUCUACCGACUUACCUUUUGUCUCUGUUUUCGAUUCCCAUGAGUGUAGUUAAAAGGUUUGAGAAAGUCCAAAGAGAUUUCUUGUGGGGAGGGAUGGGAGAUGAGUCUGAGGUGUAUCUUGUAAAUUGGAACCAAGCUUGUCAUCCCCUGCACUACGGUGGUCUUGGCAUUCGAAAGUUGCAUCAGUUUAAUCAAGCUCUUCUGGGGAAAUGGCUUUGGAGAUAUGCGAAUGAGAGUGAGGCUCUUUGGUGCAAGGUUAUCAAAGCUAAGUAUGAAGACCAGGAAGGUGGGUGGUGCACGAAAGAGGUUUUGGGUUCUCAUGGUAUGGGAUUAUGGAAACUUUGCCAAAGGCAUUCGGUUUGAGGUGGGGGUGGGGUCGAAAGUUCGUUUCUGGCAUGAUAUUUGGUGUGGAGAAAAUUCUUUGAAGCAAGACUUCCCGUCUUUGUUCAGCGUCGCUAGACACAAAGAAGCUUGGGUGAAGGAUAAUUUUACUUGGAGGAAUGGGGUUGUAGAGUGGAUUGUAAUUUUUGUGCGUCCCAUUCAGGACUAGAAGGUGGAUUUGGUUGCUCCUUUUUUUUGAUCGGUUGUACUCUUGCAAGAUCCCUAUAGGUAUAGUGGAUCGUAUUUGUUGGACCUUGUCUAAGAAAGGCAAGUUCGAGGUUAAGUCGCUCUUCAAGGCCUUGUCUAAUUUUGACUAUGAUGUGUUUCCUUGGAAGAGUAUUUGGCGCACAAAGGUGCCUGUGGGAGUGGCUUUUUUCGGGUGGACCGUGGCCCUAGGCAAAAUUUUGACUCAUGAUAAUCUGCGUAAGAGGAACCUUGUGGUGGUGGAGUGAUGUUGUAUGUGCAAGAAGACAGGAGAGUUAGUAGAUCAUCUUCUUCUUCACUGCGAAACCGCAAGAACCCUUUGGCAUACUAUUUUUAGUCGGUUUGAGUUGCAUUGGGUUACGCCUUGCAGAGUGAGGGAUUUGUUCGAUUGUUGGUGGUUGGGAGGACGUGCUCGAAACGCGGUAGUAUGGAAGAUGAUCCCUUUAUGUCUUAUGUGGUGUAUAUGGAUUGAAAGAAAUGCUAGAUGUUUUGAGGACUCUACUAGGACUAUAGAGGAACUGAUUUAUCUUUUCUUCUUUA